AUGGCUCUCAACGCCGUAGCCCCGGUGUCGCCGCUGGCCACUGAGAGCGCGCCUGUCGUCGGCGCAGCCGACGGCCAGACGGCUUCGCUUCCAGUUUCUCCAGUUGCAGCCUUAUCUCACGGGUCAACACCCCCGUCGCCGUCUGCAACCGGACCUAGGGAGACUGUGCCCAAGGCCGAAGACAGCCCCGCGGGCUCGAAAGCCGGCAGUCGGCGCCCGUCCUUCUUGGGACUUCGCAAGCAUCGCGCCGACCAGGGCAAUGAGACGGAGAACGGUGAAGAAACGCGACACAGCCGCCGCAACAGCUUCGCAACGAAGGCCAAGGCCCUUCUUGGGAAGUCGAAGAAGACAGACGCCACGUCCGUCAACGAAGAGACUGACAGUUAUGUGGGUGGGACUGCCGAGGCCAACGAAGAGAAGAUUGAAAUGACCCGAAGUCCGAAAGCAGAAUCGCGCACAGACAAGUGGAGACGCCGUCUUUCUCUCUCGCGCGAUCGCUCUGUCGAGCUCAUCGCUGGCACCGAAGACGGGGCCUUGGGUUGCCGCGCCCCUGGAUCGGAGCCCGCUUCGCCGAAAAACGACGCCUCUGAAUCCCGCUUGGGCCGCCUGAAGAGAAGACUCUCUCUGUCAAAAGAUGGCGACCGAAGCCGCCGCCCUUCUCAUGUUGGAGAGGCCGAAAUCGCUGCGAGGGAAAAUGCUCCAGAGAAGGAGACUGAGACGGCUAACGGACCAGAAGCGUCGCCCGUACAGGUUUCUCGAGUUGCUAAAGAAGAAGCCGCAAGUGAACCCAAGGCAACACUUGAAGGGUCUGAGGCAAACACAGCGGAGGCUUCACCUACGAAUGGAAAAUCGGAAUCCCGAGUGGACCGAUGGAAACGCCGCCUUUCCCUCUCGCGCGACUGCUCAGUUGAGAGAAACGACAAGGGCGAAAAUAUCCCCAAGAGCCCAGUAGCUGAGGAAGAAAGCAAUGCCAGACGAUUUCUGCACCGUCUGUCGAUCUCUUCCCGCGACGAAAAGCGCAACUCGGAUUCGGAACGGGAAGGCGAAGCGAAGGAAGGUCGCAUGUCUCGUCUGAGGCGAAGACUGUCGAUCUCCAAGAAGGACAAGAAAUCCGAAGAACAGGAGCAAGGGGAAAGAUCUGAGGUAGAGAAGGAAAGUCGCGGACGACGCAUUCUUAGGAGACUGUCUGUCAGCUCGCGCAAGUCUGCACAAGAAGAGGGUGAAGGCGCCAACACCCAAGAGAGCACUUCCUCGAAACUGAGGCGCCGCCUGUCCCUUUCUUCUCGUGCCUCCCGCGCUAGCCGUGAAGGCAGCAUCUGCUCCAAUGAUGGAGAAGACAAGAAGGAGGGCAACACUUGGCGCCGCCGGCUUUCUCUCCGAUCGCGCUCUCGAGAACCCCCGCUCCCCUGCCCGGCGGGUCAGCAGACGCGCAAGUCCCUCAAGGAGAAGGUGAAGGGACUAGUCAAGCGCCGCAACUCUCGCGCAGAGGAUAUGGAGCGCGUUGAACAGCUUCACAACCCCGACUACAAGCCGGGCACCCACAAAAUCGAAUUCGAGUCCAGCGAAGAGGAAUCUGAGAAGGAAGACGAAGUCUUUGACAUGGAACCCAGCCAAGGUGCGGGAAACUUAACCGAGGGCUUUGCUGUCUCGUCUGAGUCAUCCCCCGUUGCCUCUUCCCAUCCAGAAACGGAGGCAGCGAACCAUUUCCCUGUGGACGAACACGUCUCAGAGACAGUGACGCGCCUGGAAACUCCCAAAGAUUUCGACGACUGGAUGCAUAGUGCAGCCGAUGUCGAUGCAGGCAUCCAUCUCGCGCCUGAUGACACUGAGGAGACUUCCCGGACAGUGCAUACGCCGCGCGCCGAGAGGAAAGAAGACGACAGCAUGUUUGGGAUGUUCUGCUGUGGAGUAGAGGGAAAGGAGACCGCAGACGAACGGCAAAGGUGGAAGGAGGCCCUCCGAUACUCGUGCUCCAAGAUGCGCCCUCAAGAAAAGAUCUUCAUGCAACAGCCCCUGGUUUGCCGGGAGCUUGGCUUUGAUGACUUUGAGUCUGGCCACAAGCUCUGCUACGCCCCCACAGAGUAUUCCCUCGAAAUUGAGAAAGCAUUUUAA
Molecule: messenger RNA, 2112 nt
Organism: Neospora caninum
Lineage: Eukaryota; Apicomplexa; Conoidasida; Eucoccidiorida; Sarcocystidae
Exons: 1
Coding region: 1-2112 (703 amino acids)
Source: RefSeq, a predicted model, not a curated record